Messenger RNA from Hemibagrus wyckioides, 6755 nucleotides. RefSeq names its product integrin, alpha 3a (gene itga3a). Bases 111 to 3278 code for a protein of 1055 amino acids. Gene Ontology annotation, biological process: cell-cell adhesion; cell-matrix adhesion; leukocyte migration. Gene Ontology annotation, cellular component: integrin complex; external side of plasma membrane. Gene Ontology annotation, molecular function: integrin binding. Lineage: Eukaryota; Metazoa; Chordata; Actinopteri; Siluriformes; Bagridae. The record is from RefSeq and is a predicted model, not a curated record. The transcript is spliced from 26 exons.
UCUUCUUUACUGUACUUGGACUUAGGCAUUAACCGGCUCCAGCGUGUUUAGAAGCACGACUAGAAAAAGGCUCCCCAUCACUUGGGGGUUAUUUCAAGAGGGUCAGCACAAUGACGUCACAACUACCGAGGGUCCUGACUGUGCCGUUUGUGCUGCUGUGUUUUGAUGUGUGUGCGGGUUUUAACCUGGACUCACGCUUUGCGGUGGUCAAGGAGGGAGGCACACCCGGAAGCCUGUUCGGACUUUCAGUGGCGAUGCACCGGCAAACCGUGGGGAGUGAGCGUUACCUGCUGCUGGUUGGUGCACCACAGGAGAAAGCUGAGCCCACGUUGCGGGCUAAUCAAACAGGAGACAUGUACGCUUGUCCAAUCACUACAAACCCUAAAGACUGCAUACGGGCAAACCUGAUCAGCUCAGACACUGUUGACCCAGAAGACGUCAUAGAGGGAAUGUGGCUCGGGGUGUCAGUAGUCAGUCAAAGUUCACAAAAAGGCAGAGUGAUGGCCUGUGGUCAUCGCUACAGCAGAAGCAUGGAAAAUGGCGUGAACCUGCGCAUGAUCGGGAAGUGUUAUAUCCGGGGGAACGACUUGAAGUUCGACGAGGAAAACGAUAGCCAGUGGCAGUACCGGCAGGAGGUGUGUAAGCCAAAUGGAAACCACCUCAUGGAGGGGAUGUGUAAUAUGGGCAUCUCUGCUACCAUGACAGAAACUGAGGUGGUCGCCGGAGCUCCGGGCUGCUACAACUGGCAAGGUAAUUCAUACGUGGUUUAUAGGAACCCAGAUGACAUAUUUGAUACAGAGAUCAUCAAACUUCAAGACCUGGGGAGAGGAAACAUCUACAUUGGUUACUCAGUAGGGAAAGAGAACGGAAUCUUGAGCAAAUAUGAGGACACUGUUGUGGCUGGGGCACCAAGAUAUAACAGUAAGGGCUCGGUGGUGCUAAUGGAGGUCAUAAGGAAUAAUGACGGCAGUACAGAGUUGAAGGAAUUGAAUGUAAUGCUGCAGGGCGAACAGGUCGGCUCCUACUUUGGAAACAGUAUUGCUAUCAUCGACAUUAAUAACGAUGGAUGGAAGGAGCUGAUUGUUGGAGCGCCGUUUUAUUUCGACCGCAGGAGUGAGGAGGGUGGGGCCGUGUACGUGUUUAUGAAUGAAAACGGCUCAUUCAAACCCAAAACAGAUCUGAGGUUCACCGGACUGAGCAACUCGGGUUUCGGGAUGGCCGUGUCUUCCAUCGGAGAUGUCAACCAGGACGGGUUCCUAGAUUUUGCCGUCGGAGCGCCGUUUCACGGCUCAGGCAGGGUGUACGUGUGGAUGGGGGGAAAAGACAAACUUUCCUCCAGCCCAGAUCAGGUGAUUGAGGGGAAGGAUGUGAGUAAUGGCGGCUUCAAGACAUUCGGUUACUCCAUCAGCGGUGGACUGGAUGUGGACGGCAAUAAGUAUCCUGAUAUUGUUGUUGGCUCUCUGGAUGACCGAGUGGCUUUAUUAAGAGCUCGUCCUGUCAUUCACGUGAAAAAGACUUUCACUGUGACGCCCUCAAUUAUCGACCCAAAUAACUGCGAGUCCUGCAUUAAGGUGGAGGUGUGCUUCUCUUACACACUCAGUACAGGAGAGUCAAAUUUUAAAGAAGACAUUGUUAUGAAUUACACGGUGGAGGCUGAUGUGCUGCCCCACUCGUCCCAAACCCGUGUCCGCUUUGAUGCCAACGACAAAAACAUGUACACUGGGUUAUUAUCAAUGACGAAACAGCAUUGCGAAACACAGACACUUAAAGUGAUAAAGCUCUUGCGUAACAAGGUGACCCCAGUAGUGUUCUCCCUGAAAGCAUCGAUCCUGGAGCCUCAGACUGACAAUGUUCAUCAGCAGAAGCUUCAGAACCUAAACAAGUUUCCUGUUCUCAGUCAAGGACGAACGCUCACCGACAAAGCCGAGGUUCACUUUCAGAAAGCAUGUGGAGCUGAUAAUAAGUGUGAGAGUAACCUGCAGAUCAGCGCCACAUUUGCCAAAUUGCUACAAGACAUCCUCCCUGUUCAGGAUGGUCACCAGGUCCUGCGAUAUGACUCCAGCAUUAAGAAACUGCUACUGCUUGUUAACGUGACGAAUUUUCCAUCUCUGGGGCGAUUAGCUGAAGAUGCCCAUAACACUGAGUUGAAUGUCUCCUUUUCCUCAUCACUCAUAUACUCUGCCGUCAGAACUGAGACGUCUUCAGUAGUAAACUGUGCUCCUGCAGGCGAUUUCAUCCUGUGUGAUUUGGGAAACCCGUUAGCCACUAAUCAGAUGGUCGCCUUUGUGAUCAUCUUCGAGACGUCUUUCAUCUCGAUCGACGAUCAAGAGAUCACUUCAACACUGCAGCUCUCCACACUGAGCAUACAAGACGACUUAAUGCCACUGACCAAAGUGCUGCUAGUGGACUAUACGCUACAGACCUCAUUUCAAGUUGUUCCUUCCCGAGUGCAGACAGAGUUCAGUGGCCAUGUUAUUGGUGAAUCAGCUAUUAAGACCACCAGUCAAAUCGGGAGUCCUGUGGAGUUCAAAUUUUUGGUGAAUAUAGAUACGCCACUCAAGGGUAAAAAUGUAUUCUACAUUGAUUUUAAUUGGCCCAUGGAGGUGGCAAAUGGAAAGUGGCUCCUGUACCUGGAGGAAAUUACAAUGUCAGGAACUUCAGAGCCACGGUGUAUCCCGCCGGGAAAUAUCGUCAACCCAGUAAAAUUUGAGGUGUCGGAGCGAAAGAGCAGUCGGAGGAAGAGAGAUGAACAAUCUGUGGCUCACUUAGAAGCUUUGUCCUCUCUGAACCUGAAGAGCGCACGCAGGAAAACUGACCAUCUGAAUUGUACAUCAGGCACAGCAAAAUGUACAACCUUCAGAUGCUUCUUACACAACAUGACGACCACAGCGACGGUGACGGUGCGGUCACGGCUGUGGAACAGCACCAUGUUGGAGGAUUACAACGAAGCCUCACUGAUUCUCAUUAAUGGAGAGGCAACACUUAAACUGAAGACCGACAGCACAAUGAUCCACCUGGACAAUAAAACAAACAGUGUCACAUUCUCUGUGGAGGUGACGCCUGCCAUACAGGAUGAGGUCGAGUCCAAUGUUCCCCUGUGGAUCAUUAUCAUCUCUGCGCUAGCCGGAGUACUUCUGCUGGCCCUCAUCAUCGUGCUCCUGUGGAAGUGCGGGUUUUUCCGGAGAGCGAACACUAGAGAGAUUUAUGAGGCCAAGUCACAGAAGGCUGAGAUGAGGACACAGCCGUCUGAGAAAGACAGACUAACAGAGGAGGAAUGAUGAUCAUGCAGACUAGAUUACUGUAUUACUGGUGCGGGUUCUUCAAGCGGGCGCUUUAUUUCCGGACCAUGCCCAAAUACCAUGGAGUGAAGAUGUGUAGGGAGCAGCGCUUCCUAAUUGAGGACAGGAAAAAAAAGCACUGGAUUACAAACUGGAGUGACACACCACAGUGACUCCACACACACACAUAUACAUACAUACACACACACAUACACACACUGCAUUUUUGAGGUGACAUAUCCAAACAGUAUUACUUGGUCAAAUGAGAGACGCAGUGACCAAACACUUAACAUUGUGCAAACUACAUGACUAGAUACACUCUGUUUGCUUGAUUGGUUUAGUGUCAUGAACGGUUUUCAUGUGGUUUAUUUAUUAAAGGGUAAAAUGGUAGCCAUCUUGAAGCCAAAUCACUUCUUUCCUCAGAGUAUAUUUUGGUAUCGCAGCACACUGAAGAUUUGAGGGCAGGAUUGGUGAAAUAAUAACAAUAAUAAUAAUAAUAAUAAUAAUAAUAAUAAUAAUACUGAUGAUGACAGUAAUAAUAAUAAUGAUGACUUUCUGCUUCCUGUUUGAUUUGUACAUUUUAAAAAUAUAUUUUAAAUCAGGCAUGCAGUUUGCAUAAUGCUGAAGUGCUGGCUAUAAGCUUUCCCUUUAGCUUCAGUGCAUCUAACAUAAUGAAUAACUGGCCAGUGACUCAGGAGGCUGUGCAUUCACACCCCAGCUGAUGCGAGUUCUGUGUUACUGUAUGAGUGCUGACGUGUGUGUGGGUGUGUGAGAAAAUAAAAUAAAUAAAUAAUAGAAAAUAAAUAAUAUCCUCACAGUCCUUGAUGAAAGAUAUGAGCUCUGCUUUAGCUUAUAAAGCCCUAUUCAGAGUUCAACAAAGUUGUGUGUAUUCAGAGUUCCCUCAUACAGACUUAAUGCUUAGGUCUGUUUUCUGGCCUCUAAAAGCGUUUAGUUCACGCUUCUGAAAUUGCAAGAAUUGUUCAAAUGAAGCACUUGCCUUUAAAUCCAGGAUUGAAAAUGCAGACUCCUUUUAACUAAACUGCAUUUUCAGAUAAAAUACAGAAAAAUGUAUUUUUCUGUAUUUCAUCGUCCGAUAAUUGUAAUUAUCACAAUCACUAUAAAUUGGGAUUAAUUGAUCAGUAUGUCUUCCUCACUCAAAUUAAAAUUUUCCAUUAAUAUUUUAUUAGUCAUAUACACAAUCGUACAACAUGCAGAGAAAUGCUUUAUAAGACUGUCGGUUUUAUUUGAAAAAAUAAUCAAAUAUAGCUAGGAUUUUUUUAAAAAUUAAAACAUUUAUUUUAAAAAUUAAGACUUGCUCCAUUCUACCUUAUUAUUUUGCAUCUAUCAUGCAGCAACACUUGCUUAAAAAAGGAGCAAAAUACUUACGAGGUAAUAAUGAAAUUGUAACAUGAAUUCACAUGCAUUUUAUUAGAUAUUUUGUGUUAUUGAAUAAAUAAAAUAGUUCAUUUAUGCUUAGAAAAAUACGGUCCUCAAAAUGCUGCACUUUAAAGACAAAAAUAUUGUUCAUAAUUUUUUGUAUCAUAUUUAUAUUUAAUCUGGGCCUCAAAUGACGUUCUUUUCUUUUUUUUAUGUGUAUUUUUUAUGAACUUUUUAUUAUUACUAUUCUGUAAAGCUUAGAACUGCGCAUAACUGAGACACGCCUCUUUUUCAUGCAAACUCCGCCCCCUUGUGUAACUUCUAAACAGCAUUAACGUUUGCCUUAAAUGUGUACAAUUUCGGUAAUAAAUUCUCACUCUGUGCGUUUAACUCAGCUCUGAAUACGGCCAUAAUAUAAAGGGACAUAAUAUAAAUGAUUUUUUUUGUAAAUGUGUGUUAAAAAACAGCAGUGCCAUCUCCUUGUCUUUGAGUGUGAAGUGUUCAAGUUGGAUGAUUGGAGUUUUGUUUUGAUUUUGUCUUACCUCAGUCGUUUUCUUUGAGAAUUGUUUAUGUCCGAAACAACUGUAGAUUGUUACGGUAAUGUUGUGAAGGUGUGCUUGAUGAUGUCCUGUUACGAGUUGCAAUAAGAGAGUGAAUGUAGGAUUGCUCCCACGCUAUCACACUCCAGCGAGAAUGACGUAGCUGAAACGCCUAUUCUAAUUAAUACUUAAUGUGCCGCAUCUCAGUCGGCUCUCUAGCUCCCUAGGUUGGGUAUCAGUAUAUCAUGUACAUGAGUUGGAGCAUUGGUAAAGACCCUGGCUUACUGAUCUCUUAAUAUUUGUGACAUUUUAAUUUAUUUCCUAUAGAAAUUAAAUUUCAUUCGUUCAUAUAAAUGCGUUACAUUAAUCACACACGUUUCCGUCAUUGUGCAUCAAACAGGAUCGCAGGCUAGCUAGUGGAUUUUUUCAAUCUCUUAAAAGUCGUUAGACCCAAACAAACCGUAUACAUACAUCAAAUAAAGUUAAAAUUGCUAAAGGAGGUAAUCAUUUGAGAGCUACAACUAUGAACACAAGCUUUUGGAAACAUUUGUAGAAGUUAAAAACCUUGUCCACCAUUUUAUAAUUUUUUUGGAGAUGAAACGUUUUUUCCAAUAAGUUAACGCACUGAGUAUCGACACUCUGUUUUUUCCGGUGCAUUAUGGGUUUUUUUUAGGGAGCAUGUUCAUGUUCUAGUGCACAGGUAGGAUUUUACAAUUGAGACAUGUCCGAAUCGAUGAUCAGUGCCCUGGUUACUGAAUUAGGGAGCUGAUUGAGACGCACUCCAUCGAGUUGCAUCAGCUUGCUAGCACGCUAGAACGCUAGCACAAAUAAUAAUCCGAGGUGUAAUGAGUGUAUGGCACGGGUUGGUGUCAGGCAGGAAAACUAAUGUGUCAUCAUGCUAACUAAUUGGCCUGCUAACAGAAGAGUACACAGUAACUGCACUGCUGAGUGUCUAGCAUUCAAAACAGCUGGUGUGUGAAGUGAAUAUUAUUAUGUGAGGUAGCCAAGUUCCUAAGUGGCUCACUUGCUAAAGCACUGUGGCGUUAAUUAGCAGGUGGAGAAGGGCGAAUAAAAGCAAAUAUUGGAACGGAGCCAAGAUUCGUCUGUGAUGUGCCAUUAUCUAGAUAGUUUCAUGUCUGAAAAACUUUUAAGACUUUAUCUCGCAGCAGGAUUUAAUGCCUCUACAUGUCUGUCAUGUGUGAAAUGUCUAAAGUUGCCUGUUUUUUUUCUUCUGUGCUCUAAUAGCAGGAACAUGUUCAGAUCAAUACUUUGUACAGCCUGUGUGCUAUAUUCACUGCCAAAAAACAACGUUAAACACGUUUUAACUAUGACCUUUUUUUUUCAGAAAAGAUGGACUUUACUGUAUGAGUUAUGUUGUUAAAUAUCCUUAAAUCAACAAAUCACUUUUCUAUUUGACUUGAGUAGGGGGGAAAAAAAUCUGUGUUUUGUAUUAUGAUUUAUUUUUAUAUUUAAGAUAUUUUGUAAAUGACAUAAGUAAAGAUUUGUUUGCAUUUUUUUUGUAAAGUUUGGAAGACUGCCUUCAUUUUCAUAAUUUCACCUU